Messenger RNA from Dunckerocampus dactyliophorus (ringed pipefish), 2893 nucleotides. RefSeq names its product procollagen-lysine, 2-oxoglutarate 5-dioxygenase 1a (gene plod1a). Gene Ontology annotation, cellular component: endoplasmic reticulum. The record is from RefSeq and is a predicted model, not a curated record. Lineage: Eukaryota; Metazoa; Chordata; Actinopteri; Syngnathiformes; Syngnathidae. Gene Ontology annotation, biological process: peptidyl-lysine hydroxylation. Gene Ontology annotation, molecular function: procollagen-lysine 5-dioxygenase activity; L-ascorbic acid binding; iron ion binding. The coding region runs from base 86 to 2407 and encodes 773 amino acids. The transcript is spliced from 20 exons.
UUACAAGCACGGGCCAGUCAACAGGGGAAGUUUCAGGAUUCCACACUCCAGCCAUCCCGUUAAACGGAUAUUGUAAAUUCCCAAGAUGAAACUUUGCCUCCUGUUGCUGCCCGUCCUUCUUAUCUGCACACUCCUUCCACUGAGUGACUGUGACGAGCAACACCUCAAAGAAGACCAACUUUUGGUGGUGACAGUUGCAACUAAGGAGACUGAUGGCUUCAGGCGUUUCUUGAGAUCAGCGAGACACUUUAAUUACACUGUCAAGGUCCUUGGUCGGGGCCAGAAAUGGAAAGGAGGCGACUUCUUGUCAACCCCUGGAGGAGGUCAAAAAGUGCGAAUUCUAAAAGACGCCUUGGAGGAAAUGAAGGAUGAGGACAAAGUUAUUCUUUUUAUUGACAGCUACGAUGUGAUUUUCGCCUCAAGUCCCAAAGAACUGCUAAAGAAGUUUGUGCAGGCCAAACACAAGGUGGUGUUCUCGUCUGAGAGCUUGAUUUGGCCUGACAGACACUUGGAGGAUAAACACCCACAUGUCCGGGAGGGCAACAGGUUCCUCGGCUCAGGAGGCUUCAUUGGCUACCUGCCCAACAUCAAAGAAAUGGUUGCUGACUGGGCGGGAGCAGACAACGACAGCGAUCAGCUCUUUUUCACCAAGAUUUAUAUCAAUCCAGAUAAAAGAAAAUCUAUAAAUAUCACACUGGACAGUAAAUGCAGAUUGUUUCAGAACCUUCAUGGAGCCCUUGAUGAGGUGGUGUUAAAAUUUGAGGAUGGACAUGUACGAGCCAGAAAUUUGCUGUAUGAUACUCUACCUGUCAUCAUUCAUGGGAACGGACCGACCAAGCUUCAGGUUAACUACCUGGGUAACUACAUACCAAACACAUGGACGUUUGAGACCGGCUGCACCGUGUGUCACAAGGAUCUACUCCCACUCGCAUCUCUAAAGGAAGACGAAUAUCCCUUGGUGGUGAUUGGUGUCUUCAUUCAGCAGCCCACCCCCUUUGUCGGUGUGUUUUUCGAACGCCUGGUGAAGCUCCAGUAUCCCAAGAAUAGGCUCAAACUCUUUGUUUUCAACAAGGAACUGCACCAUGAGCGUGAGGUUAGUUCUUUCCUGCAGGAUUAUGGAAGUCUUUACCUGGAUGUCAAGUUCAUUGGGCCCGAAGAAGGGUUAGAUGGAGCAACUGCACGCAACAUGGGCUUUGAUAUGUGCAGGAAGCAGGCAGACUGUGACUAUUUCUUCAGCUUGGACAUUGAAGUGGUUUUGAAGAAUGAGAACACUCUUAAAACUCUGAUCGAACAAAACCUACCUAUUGUGGCACCAAUGUUGACCCGUAGUGGCCGAUUGUGGAGCAACUUCUGGGGAGCCCUCAGCGCAAAUGGCUACUAUGCCCGGUCUGAGGACUACGUGGACAUCGUUCACGGACACAGGACGGGAAUAUGGAAUGUCCCAUACGUAACGAGUGUGUACCUGAUGAAGGCCAGCCUCCUCCGCUCAGAGCUCUCAGACAGUGAUCUGUUUCACUCACACUCCUUGGACCCUGACAUGGCUUUUUGUCAACAUGUUAGAAAUAAGGGAGUUUUCAUGUAUGUAACCAACAUGCAAACUUUUGGACGGAUCCUGUCAACAGAAAACUAUCAGACCAGUCAUCUGCAUAAUGAUCUGUGGCAGAUCUUUGAAAAUCCUGAGGAUUGGCAGGAGCGCUACAUUCAUGAGAACUACACUCGCAUCAUGAAAGAUAAACUCAUUUUAACCCCUUGCCCCGACGUAUACUGGUUUCCAAUAUUGUCCGAUAUCGCUUGCAACCACCUGGUUGAAGAAAUGGAACACUUUGGGAAGUGGUCAGGAGGCGGUAAUGUGGACACUAGAAUCCAAGGUGGCUAUGAGAACGUCCCCACCAUCGACAUUCACCUGAAACAAGUCAACUUCGACAAGGAAUGGCGACAGUUUUUACUGCAGUACGUUGCGCCCAUAACAGAGAAAAUGUACCCUGGUUACUACACCAAGUGUUCCACCCCCUUGAACUUCGUGGUGAGGUACAAACCGGACGAGCAGCCCCUGCUCGAGCCUCACCAUGAUGCCUCCACAUUCACUAUAAACAUUGCUCUCAACAGCAAAGAAGUUGACUACCAGGCUCAUUUUGACUUGGCCUUUGUAGUUAGAUAUAAGCCAGAUGAGCAGCCAUUUUUGAGGCCACAUCACGACGCCUCCACAUUCACUAUAAACAUAGCACUCAAUCAGAAGGUCCUUGAUUACCAGGGUGGCGGAUGCAGAUUCCUACGCUAUGACUGCUCCAUCGAUGCUCCACGUAAAGGCUGGGCCCUCAUGCACCCGGGGCGCCUCACCCACUAUCACGAAGGCUUGCCCACCACGGCCGGUGUCCGCUACAUUGCAGUGUCUUUUGUGGACCCCUGAACGAGGGCACACGUCACCCAAGAGGACACAUACACACACACACUGGCAGCAUAUUUAAAAUAGAUUAUAAAGCAUCACACAGAGUGUUGACUGCUGCUUCUUCACUUGUUUCAAUGUGACACAUUCUGUUGAACAAUGAGUGGGCAGACCUGGGUUAUAAAAACACAAAAAAAGGGAACUAGUGCCAGUAAAUUGUCUUAAAAAAAAAAAGUCAACUAAGUAUACUGUUGAAAUUUCAAUUGUAUUUAUUUUUUCCCACAUAACGGGGGACUGUUGCCACUGAAAAGUCCCACGCCUACUCUCAUGUGCCUGAAGUUGGCAGUGUGGGGCAUAUGUCUCAUAGUGGUUGGUACGAAAAUUUACUCCACUUUUUGUAAAACCUCAAUGUUGAAAUGACAGCCGUUCUUGUGCCUUAACUGUAAAAAACAGGUCAGCCCAAUAAAUACUUGUACUGUCAACACUGCCUUUUUGUAGUUUUAUUUCAGG